AUGGCUUUACAAGACGUCGUCACCAGGGAGUACACCAUUAACUUGCACAAAAGAUUGCACGGUGUUCACUUCAAAAAGAGAGCUCCAAAAGCUGUCAAGGAGAUCAGAAAGUUUGCUACUUUGCACAUGGGAACCACUGAUGUCAGAUUAGACCCAAAAUUGAACGUUGCUUUGUGGAAGAGAGGUGUCCAAGGUGUUGAACACAGAGUAAGGUUGAGAAUCUCAAGAAAGAGAAACGAUGAAGAGAAUGCUAAGGAAAAAUUGUUUGCUUACGUCGAGCCAGUGAUUGUACCAACCACCAAGGGUUUGCACACUGUUGUUGUUGAGGAUGACGAAUAG
Messenger RNA from Lodderomyces elongisporus, 339 nucleotides. It is a transcript of the gene RPL31, whose product is annotated as 60S ribosomal protein eL31. Gene Ontology annotation, cellular component: cytosolic large ribosomal subunit; ribosome. NCBI's taxonomy places the organism in Eukaryota, Fungi, Ascomycota, Pichiomycetes, Serinales, Debaryomycetaceae. Gene Ontology annotation, molecular function: structural constituent of ribosome. The record is from RefSeq and is a predicted model, not a curated record. Bases 1 to 339 code for a protein of 112 amino acids. Gene Ontology annotation, biological process: cytoplasmic translation. The transcript has 2 exons.